Messenger RNA from Mesorhabditis belari, 264 nucleotides. The record is from the annotation of a GenBank genome assembly. Lineage: Eukaryota; Metazoa; Nematoda; Chromadorea; Rhabditida; Rhabditidae.
AUGUUAUUGCGACUUUUCCUCAUUUUCUUGGCCCUCUUGACCAUCUCAACAAUGGCACAAUUAGCCGGCUCUCCGCUUUCAGGCACUGGCUACAUAAGAAGUAUACGAUAUCCAAUCAAAGGCUUACGACCAUUUGGCUAUGGGGGAAAUGGAGCCCAUUUUGCACAACGACCACCAAUCGGAAUGCCAUCGCAGAGUGGCGCCUAUGAGCGCUUUGGCGGAAGCUAUGGACCCGGCUUGCUGACGGGAAUGUUAUUGGGCAAA